UGAUAUAUAAACCAGACCGCUCCCCGCAACCAAGGAACCAACAUUAUUUCGAAAUCAAGCGAUCGUUUUCUCGCAGCAAGAAAAGAAAUGGACCUAAGAGUGAUGGGUUUGGACCCUACCAUCAUGGAUACCCUCCAUGAGCUCCUGGACUUCCCCGAGGAAUUCGACAAGUCGUCCCACCACGCCCCAUCCCGGGCUUACGUCCGAGAUGCCAAGGCGAUGUCAGCCACGCCGGCGGACGUGAAAGAAUACCCAGAGUCUUACGUUUUAGUCAUCGAUAUGCCGGGCCUGAAGCUGGACCAGAUUAAGGUGCAAGUGGAGGAUAACAUGCUGGUGGUAAGCGGAGAGAGGAUGAGGGAGAGAGAGAAGGAUCAAGGCGUUAAGUACAUGAGAAUGGAGAGGAGGCUGGGUAAGUACUUGAAGAAGUUCAUGCUUCCGGAGGAUUCAAACCCCGAGAAGAUAUCGGCGGUCUAUCAAGACGGGGUGUUGAUGAUGACGAUGCAGAAAAAGCCGAAGCCGGAACCCAAGAAGCCGAAGACCGUUGAGGUCCAAGUUGCCUAAAGGGAGAAUAUAUUAUAUGUUGCGGCAAUAGCAUACAAAAUGGCAACGUAGGAGUUUGCCCCUUUUGUUUGAAGUGUUUUACACUUUGGGUUUGUGUAUGCAUGUGUGCUUUGUUCUGAAGGUAUAGUGUUUUGUGUGUGCUGUUAAAGAGGGAUGUAUCCGUGUCUCUCUCCCUUCGGCUUUUAUGGAUCUUUAUAAUAGCAAUAAUAAGCAUUAUUAUAAUGCUCUGU
Messenger RNA from Juglans regia (Persian walnut), 791 nucleotides. Its product is annotated as 18.8 kDa class II heat shock protein-like. The transcript has a single exon. The record is from RefSeq and is a predicted model, not a curated record. Lineage: Eukaryota; Viridiplantae; Streptophyta; Magnoliopsida; Fagales; Juglandaceae. Gene Ontology annotation, biological process: response to hydrogen peroxide; protein complex oligomerization; response to salt stress. The coding region runs from base 88 to 561 and encodes 157 amino acids.